Molecule: messenger RNA, 345 nt
Organism: Gongylonema pulchrum
Lineage: Eukaryota; Metazoa; Nematoda; Chromadorea; Rhabditida; Gongylonematidae
Source: the annotation of a GenBank genome assembly
AUGGCGCGAAGCAGUAGUGGUGUAGACCGACGGUUGGUCAAUGCGCUCCCUGAUAGCUAUAAAAGCCGGCGCUAUGGACUCACUGACCAUUUUUCUGAAGCGUGUUUACGAACAACGACAACCGCAAUGGCAAGACCAGCACCAGCGCAACCACCGAAGCCGUCGCCCGAGAAAUCCGUGAAGCAGGCAGCCAAGCCGAAAAAGGCUCGCAGUGGCGGCAACAAGAAGCGUCGCGCACGCAGGAAGGAUUCUUACUCGCGAUACAUCUACCGAGUGUUGAAGCAGGUCCAGAAAGAUACAGGCAUCUCCUCAAAGGCGAUGUCCAUAAUGGAGUCGGAGCUUUAG